Rubroshorea leprosula is the source of this 446-nucleotide messenger RNA. The record is from the annotation of a GenBank genome assembly. NCBI's taxonomy places the organism in Eukaryota, Viridiplantae, Streptophyta, Magnoliopsida, Malvales, Dipterocarpaceae.
CUCAUUAUCUCUCACACAUUAUCCUGCUCAUGGCAAUGGCUUCUUUCUACAGAUUCUUCACCUUUGGUUUAGCUCUUUUGUUCUUUACCUUCUCCUCUUAUGCUAUUGAAGUCACCUUUGAUUCAAGAUCAUUCAUGUUUGAUGGCGAAAGAAAACUCAUUCUCUCUGGUUCCAUACAUUACCCCCGUAGCACUGCAGAUAUGUGGCCGGAUUUGAUAAAAAAGGCUAAGGAUGGUGGUCUAAAUGCCAUUGAGACCUAUGUUUUCUGGAAUGCUCAUGAACCUCAGCCUCGUCAGUAUGAUUUCACUGGAAAUAAAGACCUGGUAAGGUUUAUUAAAACCAUUCAGGAAGAACGAAUGUAUGUCAUUCUCCGUAUUGGCCCAUACAUAUGUGGGGAAUGGAAUUACGGGUAAUUAUUAUUAUUAUAAUACAGUAGUAAAGCAAUU